ACGUUGUACCAGAGGAUGGUCCUGGCGGAGCAGAAUCUGAUAAGUGAGCUGCAUCCCUACCAGGAGAGGGUGUUCCUCUUUGUGGAUCCCGAGCUGGUCCCCGCCUCCGUGUGCAGUGCGCUGCUGCUGGAGAUCCAAGCCGCGGAGGCGCAGCAGACCCCGGAGGCGUGCAUGCGCCACGUGGUGUCCCACGCCCUGCAGGCGGCUCUCGGGGACGCCUGCCAGGCAGCCACGGUGCACAAGAAGCUGCAGGCCAGCCCCCGCCGCACCCUGGAGCUGUAUUUCCACGCCGUGGUGGCCGCAGUGGAGCACAUGGCCAAUGAGCCCAGCCCUAACCGCGCGGGUCACCAGGAGAGACUGGAAGAGAUUUACUGCUCGCUUCUGGGGCCCCUCGCGGCCUCGAGGGGAGGGGGUGACCCUCCCCCAGACCGGCCACCAAGCAUCCCCCUGCCCAGUCCUCACAUCACCUUCCAUCUGUGGAGAGACGAGGAACAGCUCUGGAAGGAGCUGGUGCUCUUUCUGCGCCCUUUGUCCCACCUCCACCUCAGCGCCGACCUGGAAGCCUUGGAUCUGCAGGGCCUACCUCCAGACCGGGAGCUGGCCCGGGUGUCCAUGCUGUCCACGGACAGCGGCAUCGAGAGGGACCUUCCUUCGGGGCCCGAUGAGCUGCCUGCACCCAGCAGCCCUGAGACGGAGCGGGCCGGGCUGCAGCGCAAAGGGGGCAUCAAGAAGCGGACAUGGCUGCCUGGCCUCCUGCUGCCAGGCAGCUGGCUCGGGGCCCCGGAGCUGCACCGGAGGACUGGUGGGCCCGGCGGGGACGGGGAGCUGCUGCCUGGAAUCUCCCGGGUGCACACGGCCCGGGUGCUGGUGCUGGGCGAUGACCGGAUGCUGGGGCGCCUGGCCCAGGCCUACUACACCCUCAGGAAACGAGAGACCCAGAAGUUUUGCCUCACGCCCAGGCUCAGCCUGCAGCUCUACUACAUCCCCGUGCUGGCCCCUGAGGGGUCCUCCGCCUCCAGGCAGCGGGAGCUGGGAGAGCUGGCCGCGUUCCUGGGCCGCGCAGACAGAUGGUACCACAACACGGUGAACACCCUGUGCCCCGCCAUCCACAAGCUGGCUGAGAUGCCUCCUUGCUGGGAUACAUCCCAGACUGUGGACCCCUUCAUCCUCGAUGCCAUGACCUACUAUAUCCGCAUGGGCACCCAGCCCAUCUAUUUCCAGAUCUACACUGUCAAGAUCUUCUUCAGUGACCUGAGCCGGGACCCUGCGGAGGAUGUCUUCCUCACAGAACUGAAGGCGAAGAUCCAAGACUCCAGAUUCCCCAAAGAUGGUUGUCCAGCCAAGAAGAGAGGUGUGGCCGAGGGCCAAGGCGCCGAACUCUCCAUCUGCUACCAGAAGGCCCUGCUCAGCCACCGGGCACGAGAGGUCACUGUCACCCUGCGGGCCACAGAGCUGGUCCUGAAGGCCAUUCCGGCCAGCAACACUGAAGUAUCAGGACCCACCCACCCGCCCCGCACUGCUGCUCCCGCGACAGACCACACGUGCCUGAAUGCCAGCGUGACCGAGGUGGUCAAAUCGUCCAACUUAGCAGGAAGGGCCUUCUCGACAGUGACAAACACCUUCCGGACAGCCAACAUCCGGAUCCAGAGCCAGGACCAGAAGCUGCUGACACUGUGGCUGGACAAAGACCAUCGGCGGACCUUCAAGGAUGUGGUCAGAUUCGAGGUUACUCCCUGCCCAGAGCCGUGUUCUGGGACCCAUAAGUCCAAGACACCGUGGCUGGGAUCACACCAACAGAAGCGGAUGGAAGCGGCCAAAGCCAGCCCCAAGCCUCUCCUGAUGCCCAUCAACACGUUCUCUGGUAUCGUCCAAUGAGCCCCACAGGCGGCCGAGGAGCAGGGGAUCUGAGAAGAAGGAUACACUAACGACCCCAUCACUAAUAGCCAGGGCAAGGCCAGCUCUCUGGACAGCUGCUGCCCCUGCGUGUGGGCUUCAGGGGGCCCGAAGCACAGGGAGCCUGGUCACAGGGUCCUUUGGGGAGAAGGACAUAAGGAGUGACCCAGGAGAGCUGCAGCCCCCCCUCACGAGAGAACACACACAAGGCCUGGCAUUGUUUAUUUUCAGUCCCCUCUUGUCCCACUCACGGUCUCCACCUGCCCAGCCCUUCCCUAAACCCUGGUUACAGCUGCUGUUCCAGCCCUGACUCAGGAGGAACCCGGAAGUAGUUCAAGGAACUGCACCUCCUCCCACUCUCCCAAGUUUGUUCCCCUCCCUCCCUUGGGUCACUGCCCACCCCACCCACUCCCACCCAGGGGUGAGGAGAA
Molecule: messenger RNA, 2324 nt
Organism: Echinops telfairi (small Madagascar hedgehog)
Lineage: Eukaryota; Metazoa; Chordata; Mammalia; Afrosoricida; Tenrecidae
Gene: PIK3R6
Product: phosphoinositide-3-kinase regulatory subunit 6
Exons: 15
Coding region: 16-1875 (619 amino acids)
Biological process (GO): G protein-coupled receptor signaling pathway; positive regulation of MAP kinase activity
Cellular component (GO): phosphatidylinositol 3-kinase complex, class IB
Molecular function (GO): 1-phosphatidylinositol-3-kinase regulator activity
Source: RefSeq, a predicted model, not a curated record